ACGAGAGAGGAAAAAAAAAAAAAAAAAAAGACUUUUACAACUGCCUGGAAGAAAGGGGUGUGAGGGAGGAGACAUUCCUGUGCAGAGCUGACCAAAGACAAGAGUAGGCAUCAGUGCAGUAUGAAUGCAUACCUCACCAAGCAACACAGCUGCAGCCGGGGGUCCGAUGGGAUGGAUGCCGGCAGGAACGCACCCACACUGAUCAGGGAUGCCCACUGCGCUUGUGGCUGGCAGAGGAGUCCUCAGGGGCUCGGGUACAAUUCUCAGACUAUGCCCUCCUCGGGACCUGGGGGCCCAGCUUCAAACAGGACCAAGCUGGUCACCUUGUGGGACAGUGUGCGGAAAAGCUCCCACAAGACGAGCACCAAGGGCAAAGGGACUUGUGGGGAGCAUUGUGCCUGCCCACAUGGCUGGUUCAGCCCAGCACAGGCCAGCCCUGCUCCUAUAAUUGUCAACACAGAUACUUUGGACACGAUUCCUUAUGUCAAUGGGACAGAAAUUGAAUAUGAGUUUGAAGAAAUUACACUGGAGAGGGGGAAUUCUGGCCUGGGAUUCAGUAUUGCUGGAGGGACAGAUAAUCCCCACAUUGGAGAUGACCCUGGCAUAUUUAUUACGAAGAUUAUACCUGGAGGUGCUGCAGCAGAGGAUGGCAGACUCAGGGUCAAUGAUUGUAUCUUACGGGUGAACGAGGUGGAUGUGUCAGAGGUUUCCCACAGUAAAGCAGUGGAAGCGCUCAAAGAAGCAGGGUCUAUCGUUCGGCUGUACGUGCGUAGAAGACGACCCAUUUUGGAGACUGUUGUGGAAAUCAAACUGUUCAAAGGGCCUAAAGGUUUAGGCUUCAGUAUUGCAGGAGGUGUGGGGAACCAACACAUUCCUGGAGACAACAGCAUUUAUGUAACUAAAAUUAUAGAUGGAGGAGCUGCACAGAAAGAUGGAAGGUUGCAAGUAGGAGACAGACUACUAAUGGUAAACAAUUACAGUUUAGAAGAAGUAACACAUGAAGAGGCGGUAGCAAUAUUGAAGAACACGUCAGAUGUAGUUUAUCUAAAAGUUGGCAAAGCCACCACCAUUUAUAUGACUGACCCUUACGGUCCACCUGAUAUUACUCACUCUUAUUCUCCACCAAUGGGAAACCAUCUCCUCUCUGGCAACAAUGGCACUUUAGAAUACAAAACCUCCCUGCCGCCCAUCUCUCCAGGAAGGUACUCACCAAUUCCAAAGCACAUGCUUGUUGAAGACGAUUAUACCAGGCCUCCGGAACCUGUUUACAGCACUGUGAACAAACUGUGCGAUAAGCCUGCUUCUCCCAGGCACUAUUCCCCUGUUGAGUGUGACAAAAGCUUCCUUCUCUCAGCUCCCUACCCCCACUACCACCUAGGCCUGCUCCCUGACUCUGAGAUGACCAGUCAUUCCCAACACAGCACUACAACCCGCCAGCCCUCAGUGACUCUCCAACGGGCCAUCUCCCUGGAAGGGGAGCCCCGCAAGGUGGUCCUGCACAAAGGCUCCACUGGCCUGGGCUUCAACAUCGUGGGCGGGGAAGAUGGAGAAGGUAUUUUUGUAUCCUUCAUUCUGGCUGGUGGACCAGCAGACCUGAGUGGGGAGCUCCAGAGAGGAGACCAGAUCCUAUCUGUGAAUGGCAUUGACCUUCGUGGAGCAUCUCAUGAACAGGCUGCUGCAGCACUAAAGGGGGCUGGACAGACGGUGACGAUUAUAGCACAAUACCAACCUGAAGAUUACGCUCGAUUUGAGGCCAAAAUCCAUGACCUACGAGAGCAGAUGAUGAACCACAGCAUGAGCUCCGGGUCCGGGUCCCUGCGAACCAAUCAGAAACGCUCUCUCUAUGUCAGGUAGGCACAGCAGGGCCAAGAAGGGAGCAGGAUUCCAGAAGGCGGCAGGUUCUCGAAGGCCUUGAUUUGCUGGCCUCUCUGACAAGCAUAGAGUCCCUUCUUAUUCCAGGGAGUUCCAGUACCUCAGAAGUCCUGAGAUUUAAAAUAAAAAAAACCCAGAAUAUCAAUGUCCCAAAUUUGUUCAACUGCAUUUUGGAAGAUUAUUUUGAUACAUUUCUGUGUAAUCUGUGAAAGGAACUAUUGAGGACCACCCUAGAACAUGUCUUGUAGUGACGUCACAAAUAUGAUGGAAAGUAGCUGUUUCUGUUCUCCUUACUUGUGUUGUAUUGCUAUUCUUUGUGAUAUAAAAUAUUUUCUAAUCUUGAAAUGUUUUAGUCUUGGGUAGCAAAUUAGGAAAAGCCAAUUAGGUUAGUAGGUUAGAGAUAAAUCAGCUAAUAAAAAUGGAAUGGUUAUAUAGAAUAAAACUGGAAGGAAACAUUACCAUAUUGUUGGUAUCUUGUUAAAAAAUAGAAUGCAUAAAAAUGUCAAUGUACUGGAAGGAGUUUGCCAAAAAUAUACUGGUAAUAGCUUAGUCCUUUUAAUUAAGUUGUGGAGGAUUAGGAAAAUUAAAUGAAGUGCUAUGAUGCUAUUAUAUAAGAUUAAUAGACUUAUUUGAAAUAGUAGUGUUACUCAGAAUCAGACCUUUAUUCUCUAAAAUGGUAAAUAAAACUAUAACAUACAAAAGAGAUGAAGACUUAAGGUAAUAAAGAAUGUUACCUUGUUAACAUUCUAAUAGUUGGAGGUCAUAUUGAAAGGAGGAACUACUUUUAAAUGAGGCUCAAAAAUAGCUGACACUUCAUGGGAAAUUUCCCAAAUUAUUUCUUCACAAGAUACCAAAAGUGUCUUGUAGAGGGCCGACCUCAGUAUCUAAAUGACUUUUAGAGGCAUAGAAUUGAAAAAGAUAUGGACCAUGAAUAGAGUAAAAUCAGAGGGAAAGAACUUACAAGAUUCCCUGGCCUUGUUCUCAUGCAAUGUGAUAAAUUAAUUUAAAUUAAUUAAUUAAUUUCAUUAAUUAAUAAAAUGAAAUGAAAUGGCAAGGCCUAAAGGGGAUUCUUACUAAAAAUGAUUCAGUAUGUUUGUUUGUUUGUUUGUUUUACACCAGUUUUAGCUAUAGGAUUUUCAUAGAUAUGCUUGUUUCAUCCAGAUCGCUUGACUAGAACUAGUGCCAGUUGAUUGUGCUUAUUUUAGAAAGUCAACUAGUUGCUGUCUCAGAAUAAAUCAGUAGCAGAAUUUCUCUGAUUAUAUAAACAUCAGAUGGUGAGCAUGUCUCUUUAAUCUGAGAAUGACACCCUGGAGUAUUAUUCUCUUUAUUCUGCUCAGCUUUAUGUAAUUCUAGGGCUGGAACCUUAGCUAUCACCAGGCCCACUGUUGAAUUUGCAGAAGGGGAAACUGAGGCCCCGGGGGGGAAGGGAUUUGCCCGGGACCCCACAGCCAUUUGGUGGCAGAGUUAGAUGUCCUGCCUCCCAGUGCCACAUCACUCCCCUGCCCAGGGCUCAGCUUAUGCGUAUCAGCUGUUGAAUGCACUUUGGCUAUGAAUCCCAGUGUGCUUCCGUCAGCACAGUGGCUGACUCUUGGAUUAAGGAGUGGAUUAGCUGAGAGGAGAAAUUCAAACAGAAACCUCUUUGGGGUUUUUACGCAGGAUAAACUGUACUAUAGGGAUUUCAUAGGGGAUUUCUUUAGUACUAUUCAUAUUCUUCCAUGAAGCCGAAACCUAAACCAGAAAGCAAGCAGCUUCUUUGUUCUGUAGUAAACAAUUUAGCUGACUUAGUAGAACAUUUGUUUGCACCACAAAACCACCCUUUCCCUUGGAGUUACCUCCUCUUCCCUAUGUACACAACACAUGCACACGCACACACUCUCUCUCUCUCACACCUCACACUCCCAACAUUAGCCCUGUGUUGACCGCGUCCAAGACAGUGAGUGCGUCUUCUCAGGAUCGCGCAGAAGUUGGCCUCAUUCCCCUACUAGAAGUGGUCCUCCCUGGUGAUGGCGAUUUAUUUGCCUGACAGUGUGGAAGAGAGAGGGAGGGAACUAGCACAUCUGAGCCAGGCGGUGUUGUAAACUUGAGCCAACCCUCUCUAUUUACCAAUCUAGUUGUAAUCAUUUUCCUUCUUUUAAUCUUUUUUGUAAGGUGCUUGAAGUGCUUUGGUAGUGCCAUGCAAAUGGAGUUGAUUGUCGCUAAUGAUAAUACUGUACAUGUUGUAUGCUAGUGAUUUGCAUCUAUUUGAUUUAAUGAUCUAUGCGUAUUGUGUAUUUCCUGCAUUGUGAAACAUAUGUAG
Balaenoptera acutorostrata (minke whale) is the source of this 4168-nucleotide messenger RNA. RefSeq names its product discs large MAGUK scaffold protein 2 (gene DLG2). Gene Ontology annotation, molecular function: kinase binding. The transcript has 14 exons. NCBI's taxonomy places the organism in Eukaryota, Metazoa, Chordata, Mammalia, Artiodactyla, Balaenopteridae. Gene Ontology annotation, cellular component: postsynaptic density membrane; neuron projection; neuromuscular junction. Gene Ontology annotation, biological process: chemical synaptic transmission. Bases 121 to 1854 code for a protein of 577 amino acids. The record is from RefSeq and is a predicted model, not a curated record.